UUCAUUAAUCCAUGCCAAGAAUAUCGGACACAAGGUCAAAGGCUGAAUCUCUUCAGGAUAAUUAGCCAGGAAUUAAUACAAGAUGGUUUUUGCGCUGUGGUUUUAGGAUGAUAAAAUACAGGAAAAAAAAUCUGUUAUACAACUCCUCUCCCUUUAUCUAAGGUUGGUCAGACCCAAUGAAAUGCAUCACUCACCUGGAUAAACCCCACUUCUUACCUGAAGCUUUGUUGACCUGGAUCAAUUCCACAUCCUAGGUUCCAUUCAUGUGAUGUGGAUUCUGCUUUCUCUGUUGGGAUUUUUUUAAGGUUGUGAUUAGUGGCCAGCUACCUGAGUCUCUUUCUCUUGUCUAUUGUUCCAGGGCUCUCUGGAAAAGUCUCCCUUACUGUGUAGCUGGAGAGCCCAUAACAGCACUGUGGUGAGUGUUGAGCACUUCAUGUUCAGUUCAGAUUCAUUCAUUCUGAGUGGCUCCUCGGACAGAAGCGCCAGACUGUGGACCCCAGAUGGGAAAUUUGUGGGAAACUUUGGGCAGGAAAAGAGAUGGGACUUGAAAAAUCCAUCAACAUUUGCCCACCCCAAGGACCCCUGGAGUGAGAGAAGAGAAAUCAGGAAAAAACGAACGCCAACCAAGCAGCCGGCAUAUACUGAUGGGCGGCUCUUCAGUUCAAGGGAGCUUGUCAGAAAUGUGGUGGGAGAGACAGAAGAGAAGGUAAACCAGGAGAUCAAUGGGGGAAGCGCAAUGGAGGAGAGAGAGCAACUGCAGGAGUUCCAAUUACCAAGAGCGGAUGGUGCCCAUCCACCCACAUCCCCCAGCCAGAUUUCUGCCGCGGAUGCAGUGCAAAGCCGCCUGACAACUCCACAAGCGUUCACCGGUACCUCAAAUCAAAGAAAACACGAGUGCCAGAGCCUUUUCAGACACCAUCUGGAAAAUGACCUGGUGAAAAGAAUUACAGGAAGGAAAGCCCGUCGGCGUGUGUUUGGGGCUAUCAGUGCUAACAAAUUCAACCGGUUUGGGACACUCUGUUCACCUUUUCAUGCACUAGCAACUCCGGAGAUGCAGAAAUUAACUUUACCUCAAGACUUACCCAUGACCUCUCGGAUGCUGAGGCAGGGCAUAGUCUGCAGCACCGAGACGGACUUACGGUCUUUACCAUUAACCUUCCCAGACCUGGACACCGAGAAGACAGAAGAGCCCAGCCUGAGUGAGAGAAAGAAGUCAUCAGUCCACAUGAAAACCCCUCUGCUUCCCCCAUUAGUUAAACCUACCAGAGCUAGCCUCUCCCACAGUAAAAAGGCUAAAAGUUUCCAAUUUCCCUCCCAGUUCCCACAGUAGCUGUUUCUAUUAGCCUGUAAUAGAUGCUAAGUACUGGCACCUUCUGAAAGAGAAUAUCUGGAUUCCAUUUCUACAGCAAUAUGCUUUGUCUUUUUUUGUAUUAGACCCUGGAGCAUUGUUUUAAGCAGUCCCUUUGACACCUAAAUUCCUC
Messenger RNA from Gopherus flavomarginatus (Mexican gopher tortoise), 1481 nucleotides. RefSeq lists its product as uncharacterized. The coding region runs from base 434 to 1330 and encodes 298 amino acids. Lineage: Eukaryota; Metazoa; Chordata; Testudines; Testudinidae. The transcript is spliced from 5 exons. The record is from RefSeq and is a predicted model, not a curated record.